GAACUUCCCCUUUUCGGUUUUAUCCUGCUGGAAUGUUGUCCCUCACCGUUAAUUCCGCGGCAGGUUACCCCAAGGGCCAUCUCUGCGUCUUGCUUGUCCCAAAGCGAUAGUAGACAGUCAUCAGUGGGGCCUGCCGUAACUACCCCCUGUCCGAUUUGGUUACGUUGCCCGAGAGCAAUGUAAACAAUUCCCAGCUCUCUUCUCUUAAAUCUCCCACUACAGACUUGCGACCAGCAACCACCAUCCACCAUCCGGCACCCGGCAUCCAGCCACGAGUGGCGCAUACGGAUGCGUCACGAAUGACCUUGAUGCAAUCAGAAAGAAGUCAUUUUUGAUUCCAUCGCAGCGAUGCCUCCCCGUCGUAUCGUCCGCCGCCGCCCACUCUGGGAGCGCAUCAAGGCCCGUUUCGACCCCUGGGACUACGCCCUCUGGCUGUCCGAAGAGUUCGAGACCAGAAACUUCGGAUCAAAGUCGCUGGGAAACCAGGUCGGCGUGGCAUGCAAUCUUGUCUUCAUCCUUGCGCGUGUGUAUGGAUCGUAUUCGGCAGACAGCGGCACCGACGACAUCUUCAGUGAUGAUGAGUCCAGCACUUCCUCGGGCUGGCUUGCAUGGUUUGCACGGACGAUAACGUGGGAACUCGUUGCUUUCUCGAUUUGGAACAUCUACUACGCGUUUUCGCGAUCCCGCGCAUACCGAUUCUUCGAGGCCGAUGUCGAACAACCACUCAACACCACUUCCGCCCAUCGCGUGCGAGUGCAGUCCUCACCAUCUGGCUCUACCCCACUACGGAUACUCUCCGAAAUCGCGGGCGAAACUGCCGAAGCUCGUGCCCAUCCCGACAGGACCCGCGACGUAUGGGAGCUGCGGAUGUGGGAUCCAGUGCCAGCAUCUUUGCAACUGGUCUGCCUGUUCAGCCCCUUACAUGUGAUAAUAUACAUGAUGACGCUUCCUUUGACACCACUUGAUCCCCGACCAAGUGUGACGGUCUUCAAGUGCCUUUUUCAGCAGGCUGCAACCUCUGGCCUUUUGUUGGCCUUGGAGGCUUGUUUCAGCCAACAAAAGAAGGAUUCCGAGCUCGUCAAGGGUCAGGUCUUGAAAGAGUAUGACAACAAAUAUGUGCACCCGCGUCUUAACCCUCCAGUGGUCCGAGACGUGGGCACUCAGGUCGGAGAGGACGAGGAUGGAAACGAAUGGGAAGACAUUCAGGUAGGGACACCUACGACCCUGAUUCGACGCCGCUUUCAGACUCACCCAAACCGAAACUAUGCAAAACAUUUUGAUCCGGAUGGCUCGGGCUAUUAUGCACCUCCGGAGGGGUCGCCGAGUCCCGCAGUCUUUACUCCGGCCAGGAAGGUUCAGCCACACUCGCUGUACGAAUCCUCAUACAAAACACGCCCGUCGCCCAUGCGGCAAAGCAUGGCAGCUUCCAGGACGCCGAGAUUGUCGCCGGAGAAGCCUGCGAUGCAAGACUCCGCUACAGACACAGGCACGGGCACGGGCACAACCUAUGGAGGCAGUCUGGGCGUGUACAGUCACGCAGACUCACCUCUUAAGAAAGCAGCCAGCUUGGCGGACAUCCGAGGAGGCGGUAACUUCUUCUCGUCACCACGGAACUCGCGGGAGCUGGCUGCCAUGGAGCAGAAGGAGCAGACGGAGAAGAUGUUGCGGAGGAGCAGCCCGGUCAAGGAACGGCGCCUUAGCGGGCUGGCCUCAAGCAAGCAGCUUGACGGCCCGGCGGGAGAGGAGCCCGAGUCCAGCCCGAACCCUUUCGCGAACAUGGGACGCCACCGUAGUCGUUACGAGAGGUUCCCCUUGAUGCGGUAGGCGAACCUUCUGUUAGGUUUCUAUCGCCGGAAAGCCACGCGAAUAGAAGCCUCGCCCAGGCGAGGCCGUUUACUACAAGUUGCUUGCGACUUCGGGCUGUCUGCUAGCAGUGUGGUGAAUCGGGCCUGAUUGACCCUGCAAGGCGUAUUAGGUUACGAGACCAUGCCAUCAACACCCCACAGCCUGGCCAACAAACAUCCAAGGCCUUGUUGAGUGCCAGUGGUGAAGUCGCACUUGUGUCAAGCGUUUAGUGCCGGCGUGUAUGGAAGGAUACAAUUCGGAAAACUAUGCUCCAAGCGCACCGCAACUAAACCGUUGAUUUUAUUUCACUUGGUUGUCAUCGCGCACAGCCUACAGUCUGACUACGAGGGGCGAAGAUGGGACGGGAAUUGCGUGGAUGACGGUCACUGACAACUAACAUGCAGCCUGGCCUGGAAGACUGGAUUGACCAGAACAUUAUCUACUUGCAUAUCAUGGCGUUGCAUGCAGAAAGGGAAUACUUGUUUUGGUCUGGGCACUGGCAUUUUCGUGCUUCCCCUUUAUUUCUCUCGUUUCCGUUGCUGCUGUGGCUUUUCUGGCAGUCGCCUCAACAACAAUCUAGGUCCCUCGAGGAAUACAAAUUAAUCGCUUUAUUCUGAAAAUUUUACCAGUCGUUCGUA
Messenger RNA from Diaporthe batatas, 2483 nucleotides. RefSeq lists its product as uncharacterized. NCBI's taxonomy places the organism in Eukaryota, Fungi, Ascomycota, Sordariomycetes, Diaporthales, Diaporthaceae. Bases 349 to 1824 code for a protein of 491 amino acids. The record is from RefSeq and is a predicted model, not a curated record. The transcript is spliced from 2 exons. Gene Ontology annotation, biological process: regulation of exit from mitosis; maintenance of rDNA.